Linum trigynum is the source of this 3669-nucleotide messenger RNA. Lineage: Eukaryota; Viridiplantae; Streptophyta; Magnoliopsida; Malpighiales; Linaceae. The record is from the annotation of a GenBank genome assembly.
GAAUGAUAGCAUGGUACUUAAUUGUUUUUUUUUCCAUCUAGGAAUCCUUUAAAAACAUCUCAAUCUUUACAAUGUGUUUGGAUGUCUAGUUAUUGCUUACCAGCAUAUCUCUUUUAGGGAACUUUGUCUGUUACCAUAGUUACAGAAUCUUCUAUCAAAAGUUAUAGAACCUUGCUAAUGUUACAUGAAUGUAGUGCUUUAUUGCUAUUUUGUUUGUCAUGGUGAUUGCUUCUAUGGUUCAAUGGUGUGUCAUACUCCAUUUAAACAUUUCGUCGUGUUUGCAGGUUCCUUUUGUCCUUCUUGAAACUGGCAAGUGGCCACAAUCUGAAUAUGUUGUUAUCAACAUGGAUGCUUCGCGACAUCCCCUACCCCUCACGACAGUUUAUCACCAAUUGCAACCCAUUGAUGCUUCUCCUUAUACAUUUCUUCAGGCACUAUUUGGUCAUGAAUACCCUGUAAGAGUUAUGGCUCAUCAAUCGGUUGACUAAUUUCAAUACAUCUCCAUGUCAUCUGCCAUUACAAACUGUUGGUUUCUCAUUUCCUUGAGAUGCUAUUCAAUUGCAGCUUGAACAUUUGAGUCAUUCUUAUAGUUUCGCAAUUGGUUAAUCUUAACUAUGUUGAUGCACAAAGUCAUUCGGUUGAAUUCGUUUUUUGUUGAAGGUUGGUCUACUUGAUGAGGAGAAGAUACUUCCAAUAGGAAAGGAGAUAACUGCGAUUGGAAUGUGCGGUUCCAGAAGUGGAAUUCCUGAGAUAUCACCUUGCAGAGAUCUUCCUUAUUUUCUGUAAGUAGGCCUUCUUACCAUAGUUGUUAAUAGGUCAAUAUACACUAACCAGUACGUUCCAAGUGGCAGGUGUGGCUUUAAAUAACAUAUUGAUCUCCUGCUUCAAUUUCAUGAGAACUUAAAACAAAUGGUCAAUGGAAAAUUGUUAACAAUUGCGCUGAACAGUUGCAUUAUUCUUUGUGAACUAUUAUUGGGAUUUGUAGCUUAAGUGGUUCCUGUACUUUGAUGAUUUCCUAGGUCUUGUACACUACUUGCCUCCAAUUAGUGUCAGUUGAAGCAAUAAUGUGUUUGAUGAUUGAUGCAAUUUUUUUUGGCUGACCUUUAUAUAAUUUUGUUUUUUAAUCUUAUAAUGGCCUCACCAGUGUGAUCCUCUCCAUUACCCUAGCAAUUAACAACAAAAGGAAAAAUGACAAAACAGACAAUAUCAGGGAUGAUUUCCACAAACCCUCACCUAGGGGUGGGCUGUUUUUAGUCAUUGGGACCCUAGGAUUGGGCACCCUCAAGGAUUCUCAUUUCCAUGGAUUUAGUAAUUAGCACCCUUUUUUGCUCCACCAGACAAGGGAUUUGGAAGAAAGCCUCUACUCAUGGAAUUCUCGCUCAAGCCUAUGAAUCAUUUAAAUGUGCUUGUUUGUUCUCUCUGUUGCUGAUUUUUGUGAUUGCCUUCACAACGUACUUGUUUUAUUCGGUGGUCAUUAGUGCUUGAAAAGCUUUUCCAUCCUGCAGUUCUGACAUGACCAAGGAUCAAAUGGUUUUGGAUCUGGGCUUCAAGACGAAAGUACUAUUGUGGAGUGGCAUUGCUCUCGGUUCACUCUCUGCCGGCAUUCUUAGCUAUGCAUUCGUGAGGAACUGGAGCAAAUGGAAACUGUGGAGGCAACAGAGACUGUCUCAGCAGUCAAGGGAAGAAACUAGCGAUCCCCCUCUUCUUGAUUCCGAGGAGGAUGUCACGGAUGUACCAGACGGGCAGUUGUGCGUCAUAUGUCUCAUGAGGAGGAGGCGUUCCGCCUUCAUCCCCUGCGGGCACCUUGUCUGCUGCCAAGUCUGUGCUAUAUCGGUCGAGCGCGAGUCGUCCCCCAAGUGCCCUCUCUGUCGGCAGCUCAUCCGGAACUCAAUCAGGAUAUUCGAUACUUAAUAUGUGUGGUCUCAAAGUAACAAAUCCAGCAACCAUGGCCAUUGUUUGAGGUAUAGUAGCCUGAUCUGUUACUUCUUGACUUUUGCUGCUGGUUUCAAUUAGAAGACCCGACUUGUUUGUGAAUAUAUAAAAGAGUAGAUCGAAGGGGGCGUUUUACCUGAAAAGAGUGAGCAUGUCAGUUUGUUGACAUCAUGUUCUUGUGUCCACUAGUUCUUGUCAUUUUGUGUUGACAUUAUGUAGAUGAAUCUUUAAGCUCUUUUGAUUGGAUAGCAGAAUCCAGCACAGCAAAAAAAUGCACUAGUAGUUGCCAAAACUUGCUCAAUUUGGUACGUUGAAUCUCUGUCUGUUGGCCGUUGUCUCGAUGUGGAGUUUCUUUGUUCAUUCGAGACAAGAAGAUUCUGCAUGUAUUAUUGUAAAUUCCAUCUCUGCAAUCAACAUUAAAAAAAAGAAUUCAAUGUGUUGCGCACUGUUGUCGAGUUUGUUUGUUGAGAUUUUGUCAUUGUCGCUUCAUUUCAAAAUUACAUGUUUUUUUGUCCCACUCGGGAGGUGUCAAAUGGGUUGGGUUGGGUCUAUACGCGAGUUGCAGAUCGGUUACGAGUCACUAUAGAUCAUGGGUCGAAGUGGCAGGUCGUUAGUAGUCGCGGGUGUUUGAUAAAACCGGUUUGUACUACGAAGUGGAUCAUAUCGGGUCACGAGUCGUGUUUCUCCUCCCUUUUUUCAUUCACAUGUAUGUCACGAGCCGAUGAGUCGAAAGGAGUUGGGUCAUUAUCACUAGUCACUUGUUGAGACAGGUUGAGAUGGGAAUAGACUAAUGAAUCGGGUCAACCAUUGCUGCUGCUGCUGCCGCCUGUAUGUUGCAAUCAAGACUUUUAAAAGGACUAAUAUUGAAAACUAUAUAUGUUUGUAGUACUACUGUCUCUUACUUGCGACUUGUUCAGGCAAUAGAAUAGAAUAUACAUGAUGAUGAGGAAACUAAUAUAUUGUAGUAAGAAAGCGGGCCUUCUCUUCUCAGGACUUGGUGAUAGGGUUGUCCAGUCCCUCUCUGUUUCAUGAAUGAUGAUGACUAUUGACUACCCAAGAUUAAGAUAUGGAUUUUGGAUUGGGCCCAUCACCUGAAAGAUCCAAAUCUAUCCCCCAACUUGAGGAAGCCCUUCGUAUUAGGACACGUCAUCUUAUUAAUUAAUUUAAUUCCUUUAUUCUAAAGUCUAAACCAAGUAAUUUACAAGUUUGAUUUGGGACUAUAUAUGAGAACUUAAGACUCCAACUUUGUGCACACACUAACCAAUUGGAUUCAGAUCUCGGUGCUUAACUUUUUUACUUAAUUUAACGUAUUAUGUCCGGGUUUUUUUUUUUUUAUAAAUGUUUUGAGUUUGUAGUAGUUGAUACGUUUGAAAUACUUUGAUUCUCCUCCUUUCCUUCAUCUGAGAUUGGUGUAAAAUUUGAUAUCGUGUUUCUUUUAGCUCAUUGUUUUUUCUAUAUAGAGAAACAUGUGCAAAAAUUGAUUCACACAAUUUGUUAUAUAUAUAUUUCAAUCACCUCAUAAUACAAUAGUUGUCCAAUAAUUUUGUUAAUAAGAGUAUGUGGUGGAAAUCUACUCGUGAUUAUUUCACACAUGAAAGUAAGCUGAAAUAAUUAGUGCGACAAAACCAACAUUGAUGUAUGUGGGGUGUGAGUAAACUCACCGCUCUCAGUUCAGACUACAAUGUAAUAUGAGAUUAUGUAAUGAAAUGCAGUAAGUAAUGAAAGAGUUUAUAAAAA